This is a messenger RNA of Vigna unguiculata (cowpea), 1857 nucleotides long. RefSeq names its product histone-lysine N-methyltransferase ATXR2 (gene ATXR2). The record is from RefSeq and is a predicted model, not a curated record. NCBI's taxonomy places the organism in Eukaryota, Viridiplantae, Streptophyta, Magnoliopsida, Fabales, Fabaceae. Gene Ontology annotation, molecular function: methyltransferase activity; protein binding.
ACAAAACACGCCAAUAAUUAAAUUAAAACCUUAUGUUGUUAUUGUUAUGGCUGGUACUAUGUGGUUUUUGAGCGCCGUCAUGUGUUUGUGACCCUUGUUGUGUUGCUGACAUCAACUCAUUCACACUCUCACUCUCUUCCAACCUUCAAUGGAACCCAUUUGCCCUAUUGGGUUGGCGUGUGCCUCUGAAAUCUCUGCUCUUCUCUCUCCUCCCUCACCUCUUCAAGUACAGGAGUAUUAUCACAACCUUUUGUCUUCAAGAGGGUGCACUGGUAUCUCAGUCAAACAGGAUGGCACCUUUGGAAAAGGUGUAUAUGCAGACAUGGACUUCAAAGAGGGAAAACUUGUUCUGAAGGACCCCAUGUUUGUAGGGGUUCAACAUUCCCUCAACAAGAUUGAUUGUUUGGUCUGUAGUUUCUGCUUUCGUUUUAUUGGUUCCAUUGAACUUCAAAUAGGAAGGAGGCUCUACAUGAAGCAACUAAGGGCCAAUGAGAGUCAUGGAUGUGAUGUCGGAAACUCUUCACAACACUUCCAAGGAAUGGAUUCAUCUGAUGAAGAAGAGAGUACUGAGCAAUGUACUUCUGGGAUUUCCAAAACUAAGGUUCCUCUUCCUGAGGGUGUUGUGGAAUCAUUAAUGAAUGGCCAAUUGGUGUUGCCUUGCUCCGAGAAGUUCUCCUUGUUGCCGGCUGUUCCAUGCCCUGGUGGAUGUGGAGAAGCUUACUAUUGCAGCAUGUCAUGUGCAGAGGCUGAUUGGGAAUCCUCCCAUUUGCUACUCUGUACUGGUGAGAGCUGUGAUCCAGCUCGUAGAGAGGCACUCCUUAAAUUCAUCAAACAUGCUAAUGAAACAAAUGAUAUAUUCAUACUUGCAGCAAAGGCUAUUUCUUCAACCAUAUUAAGAUAUCGCAAGUUAAAAGCAGCCAGUCUUGAAAAACAAGUGAAACAUGAUACAUCCUGUGUUUCAAAUCACCGUAGUGUAUCUCUUCUUUUUGAAGCUUGGAGGCCUAUAUCAAUGGGACACAAGAGAAGGUGGUGGGAUUGCAUUGCUUUGCCAGAUGAUGUGGAUUCUUCUGACGAAGCUUCGUUCAGGCUGCAAAUCAAAGAGUUGGCAUUUGAGUCUCUACAACUUCUUAAGGCAGCCAUAUUUGACAAGGAAUGUGAGCCAUUAUUCUCCCUUGAAAUCUAUGGGCAAAUCAUCGGCAUGUUUGAGCUGAAUAAUCUUGAUUUGGUUGUGGCUUCUCCGGUGGAGGAUUACUUUUUAUACAUUGAUGAUCUGACACAUCCUAGCAAGGAAGAGGCUGAGAAAAUUACUCAACCUAUUCUGGAUGCACUUGGUGAAGACUAUUCUAUUUGUUGCGAAGGGACUGCAUUUUUUCCUUUGCAAAGCUGCAUGAACCAUUCAUGUUGUCCUAAUGCCAAAGCUUUCAAAAGAGAUGAGGAUAAAGAUGGCCAAGCAACUAUAAUUGCACAGAGCUUAAUUCGUAAAGGAGAAGAGAUAACCAUAUCAUAUGUUGAUGAGGACCUUCCAUAUGAGGAGAGACAGGCAUCUCUUGCAGAUUAUGGUUUCAGAUGCAGGUGUCCAAAGUGCAUUAAAGAAGAACCAUAAUUUUGUAACUAAUGCAGAAUCCUCAAAUGUGAUUAAGUUGAUAUGCUAAGAAAAGAGGAGAAUGGAAUUGAAAGGGAACAAUUGUUAGGAGCUUUUUGUUUCUGUCUUGAAAUUUGAGUCCUUUCAAACAAAAGGUCCAUAGUUGUCUGCAUGCCACAUUUGUUACACCAAUUCUUUCAUGUUACAUCUGUAGAAACAAUUGGCAGAAAGAUAAAGCAGAGUCUCUAUCACAAGAUUAAAUAAUGAUUUCUUCA